Messenger RNA from Spinacia oleracea (spinach), 1319 nucleotides. Its product is annotated as RNA pseudouridine synthase 5. Bases 66 to 1148 code for a protein of 360 amino acids. Gene Ontology annotation, molecular function: pseudouridine synthase activity; RNA binding. NCBI's taxonomy places the organism in Eukaryota, Viridiplantae, Streptophyta, Magnoliopsida, Caryophyllales, Amaranthaceae. The record is from RefSeq and is a predicted model, not a curated record. Gene Ontology annotation, biological process: enzyme-directed rRNA pseudouridine synthesis. The transcript has 13 exons.
GGAACUCCGUCUUUAGAAAUGCUCGUACUCCGUACUCGUUAUUUCUCCUGUUUGUGUUGGGCGGUAUGAAGACCAUCGGAAUACCAUGGCCUGAAUUCAACGAUGGUCUUAGAUACAACGACGUCGUUUCACCCUCAAAUUCAGGUGUCUCUUUGAUCCAGUUCUACUCCUCCAACCACCCUAGCUCAGCUCCAUUGCAGGGUUGGUUACAGAGAAUUCAUAAUGGUCAGAUUACAAUUGAUGGUGAUACUGUUACUGAUCCAAACAUUGUUCUUCGAGUUGGUUCGAAGUUGGUGUAUCAUCGACUUCCAUGGAGUGAGCCUGAGACGCCUUUCUUGCUUGAAGUGCUCUAUGAGGAUGAUGACAUGAUUGUUCUAAAUAAGCCAUCUGGAUUGCAAGUUCUUCCUGGAGGACUCUUCCAGCAGCGCACUGUUUUGACACAAUUGAAGUGGCAUGUGAACAAGAAUGAGAAUUCAACACCAAGUCAACUUCAUCCUGUUCCUGUUCACCGUCUAGGCAGAGGCACUUCAGGUGUAUUGCUUUGUGCGAAGACGAAGAGUGCAAAGGCUCGCCUUGCAGCAUAUUUUGCUGAUGGGACGUCAUUGGUAGGUAGUAAAAUGACAGACUCGGAGAUUGGAGAGGAACGAAGGAUAACCAAAAUAUAUCGUGCACUAGUCAAGGGGAUUAUAGACACAAAUGAGGUUCUGAUCAACAAGCCAAUUGGAAUUAUGCGAUAUCCUGGGGUUGCUAAGGGUCUAUAUGUUGCACUGCCCUCAGGUAAACCAGCCUUGAGCAAAGUCAGGGUUCUUGAAAGAGACAUGGAGAAAAACCAAACACUGGUUCAGGUCCAGAUACAGUCAGGAAGGCCUCACCAAAUCCGUAUUCAUCUAUCCCUAAUUGGGUAUCCACUCUUAGGUGAUCCUCUUUAUGUUGCUGGUGGUCAGCCAGAGUGUUUUGAUUCAGAGCUCGUUGAAGAGGAAUUUGCGGAAGAUGGAGGGUAUCAACGGCCUACAAAACCUGUUCCUGGAGACUGUGGGUAUCAUUUGCACGCACAUGAAGUGACUCUAUCCCAUCCUACUACAAAUGCGGUGAUGAAGAUAAUUGCACCACUGCCUCCUAUGCUGAAGUUGGAUCAAGAGGCUAAUUGAGGAAGUUAUCACCAACAAUUUAGCAGAACAGGUUCAGUGUACAGUACCCUGUCAAAUUUUGUAUCAACUGUAACACUUUGUGUUUUUGUACGGUUUUCUGAUUUUCACGCACAAAAUAUAUUUAUCAAUUUUCAUGUCUAAUCAGUGGGUUAAAAUUUUAGCUGAAAGUCA